Molecule: messenger RNA, 4320 nt
Organism: Malaclemys terrapin pileata
Lineage: Eukaryota; Metazoa; Chordata; Testudines; Emydidae
Product: myb/SANT-like DNA-binding domain-containing protein 2
Exons: 2
Coding region: 3217-4032 (271 amino acids)
Source: RefSeq, a predicted model, not a curated record
ACAAAGCUGGCGGCAUCCUGUGUGAAUUCACUAUUGUUCACUAGGCACAAUGUGUGCAAGUCCCAUUUAAACCCUGAGGACUUAGUGGUGAGUAGGCCAUACACUGACUCUCUGCACGUGGGUGAAUUUCACCCCACGCGCCUUCGAUAGGGGCAUAAGUCUGGCCAUGAUGCACUACUCUGGCUGAGUAAUCAGGAAAGUCAUGAGAAAAUGUAGGCAGAUUCUUUUCUCUUUCAUUUAUAUGGCUUCUUUCAUUUCUUGCAAGUUCUGGCUAAGGCCCAGCCAUUCUUUAUGAUAAUUCAAAUUCACUUGCAAAUCUUUGUGUUUUUAACAGUAUCCGAACAUAAAUAAUGCUAUUUUAUAGUGUUACUAGGAUGACCAGACAGCAAAUGUGAAAAAGCGGGACGGGGAUGGGGGGUAAUAGGAGCCUAUAUAAGAAAAAGACCCGCACUUAGGGUAGGUCUAUACUUAUCUCUGUGUCCGGCGGUAAGCAAUCGAUCUUCUGGGAUCAAUUUAUCACGUCUUGUCUAGACGCAAUAAAUCAAUCCCGGAUUGAUCCCGGAAGUGCUCGCCGUCGACGCCAGUACUCCUGCUCCGCGAGAGGAGUACACGGAGUCGACGGGGGAGCCUGCCUGCCGCGUCUGGACCCGCGGUAAGUUCGAACUAAGAUACUUCGACUUCAGCUACGUUAUUCACGUAGCUGAAGUUGUGUAUCUUAGUUCGAAGUGGGGGGUUAGUGUGGACCAGGCCUUACACUAUGUCUCCUCUGGUGGAGUAAAGGAGCCAUAAAGUGAUUGAAAAUGUACUGUUAAAUUAGUGUAAACUAAAGGACCUUAGCGUAAAUGAGAACCAGUCCCUUCAAUUUCUGGGCGCUUGCAAGCCAUUACCGUGCUCCAGGGAAAGACCUUAGUUUCAAAAAUAUUAUACCCUCUUCCCCAUUCUGUUGCACAUGAUGUCUUGUUCUAGGACUCAUGAUACUUUGAAUGAAGUAUUUCACAGGGUGCACUACUCUUUUCACCCAAAUGCAGAGAGCCCGAGUCAGGCCCUGCACAUGCUUAAGCACUUGCACAGCGAAAAUAGCUGUAAAAAUGGAACCUUUUUGAUGCUACAGAUCUGCAUCAGGAGUGUAAUUAGAGUCUAUCAGAAUAUUUUAGUGCCAAAAGUAAGUUUGUAAUUUUUUUCUCCUUGCUGUUAAACCUGCAGGGCAAGCACAGCUAAGAAAGGUUGACAUGGAUGCUACUCAUUCUGUGCUCAUCAUCAGAGCUGUUCACUAAGUCCAGUUAGUUACACCUUGGCAAGCCCAGUGACGGCAAUUGUUCGCACAGAUGUCAGUGAUGAUCCAAUCUGGUGUACAGAAUCUUUAUUACUGGUGAUAAUGUACAAGAAAGAUAGAUUGAAAACUGAGUACAUUUGAUAUAUAAAUUACAGAGGCACAUUCCAGAUAUUCAUAAUGCUAUCUUUAAGGUCACUUGUCAGGACAGAGCUCCUUGUAAGUGUUUCAAAGCUGCCUUGUAUAGGCCACUUGCACUAGUAUGAAUUCAACUCUCGAUUAAUAGUUAUCUAUAAUGUAGCAUAUACAUACUCCUGGCGGAAUUCUGCAUAAAAAAAUUAAAAAUUCUGGACCAAAACCUUAAAAAAUCUGCACACAAUAUUUUAAAAUUCUGCAUAUUUUAUUUGUCAAAAUAGCAUAGCAUAAUCACUCCAGUUUCAAUUAUUUUGGCAAUUUCUUUCAAAAUACCUGUCAGCAAGUUUGUCAACAGUACAGACUACAGCAAAAAAUAUUUCCCCCAAGAGUAGAGAGUUAAAGAAACUCCUAAACCCCAGUUCCAGUUGGGGGGUGCUGGAGGAGGUUGUGUGGGGCCCCCACAGCCCAGAUACCUGCACUCCCAUACCCCCAGAGUCUAGCUGCGAGGCACCCUGCAGCCCAGACACCCACGACCCCUUGCCCCCAGAGCCGAGCCACAGGGCACCCCCUGGCCCAGAUACCAGCCCCCCCUCUCCACAGAGCCCAGCAUGGGGAAUCCCCCACACACCAACCUGCCUUCCCCACAGAGCCCAGUCACGGGGCAGCCCCGAGACACCAGCCCCCUUCCUCAAAGAACCUAGCUGCUGGGCAGCCCCCAUCCCAUACACCAGCCCCCCCUUCCCAUAGAGCCCAGCCACACGGCAGCCCCCAGACAGCAUCCCCCCCCCAGAGCCCGGUCCAGAUACCAGCAUCCCCAGAGCCUUUACUCCACCCAGCUUCUUUACUGUCCUGCUUGGGGACAUGGUAUGGUGCAGCCCUACCCUUCCUCACCCUUAGCCAGAGCUGGGUCUCCCAGGCCCUCUCCCGUCCUGGGAGAAUGAGCAUCAAGCAGAGCAUGCAGCCUCCAUCCCCACCAGGCCGGGCGCUCCACUCACUGCGAGCUGGGCUCUGCAGAGUGCAACAGCCCCUAGUGGUGGCCAGAAAUUCUGUGGGGAAAACAGGGAAUUCUGCAAAAUUCUGUAUUCUGCAGGGGCACAGAAUUUCCCCAGGAGUAAUAAUAUAAAUUAUUGCUGUGGACAUGGGAACAAUCACACACACACUAAUAUGGCUUAAUGUGGCAGCCAUAACUUUUUUUAACAACUAAUACCUAACUGGAAUAAACCAUCCAAAACUACCUGAUAGGGUUUUUCCAGUGUGGAUUGCAGCUGGCAUGAAUGGCUCCUGAAGUUCUAUAAACUUAAUGGCCAAUGUGUAGCUCAAGCCCCCUCUAUACCGUCAGACCUGCCAAGCCUGCCUGACUGGAUGCCGGUCUCUUGAACCCCUCCCCUUCCACCCCCCCAGUUCUUCCAUGCUGUAAGUAGGGCCUGGUCCACACUAGGAGGUUAUGUCGAAUUUAGCAGUGUUAAAUCGAAUUAACCCUGCACCUGUCCACACACCGAAGCUAUUUAGUUCGACAGAGAGGUCUCUUAAAUUCCAUUUCUGUACUCCUCCCCAAUGAGGGGAGUAGCGCUAAAUUUGACAUGGCCAUGUCGAAUUAGGAUAGGUGUGGAUGGAAAUCAAUGCUAAUAGCUCCGGGAGCUAUCCCACAGUGCACCACUCUGUUGACGCUCUGGACAGCAGUCCGAGCUUGGAUGUUCUGACCAGCCACACAGGAAAAACCCCGGGAAAAUUUGAAUUCCUUUUCCUGUCUGGGCAGUUUGAAUCUCAUUUCCUGUUUGGACAUCGUGGCAAGCUCAGCAGCACUGGCAACGAUGCAGAGUUCUCCAGCAGAGGUGACUAUGCAAUCUCAGAAUAGAAAGAGGGCCCCAGCAUGGACUGAUCGGGAAGUCUUGGAUCUGAUCGCUGUGUGGGGCGAUGAGUCCAUGCUUUUGGAGCUGCGAUCGAAAAGACGGAAUACAAAGAUCUACGAGAAGAUCUCAAAAGCCAUGACAGAGAGAGGGUACAGCCGGGAUGCAAUGCAGUGCCGUGUGAAAAUCAAGGAGCUGAGACAAGCGUACCAGAAGACCAAAGAGUCAAUCGGACGCUCCGGAUCCCAGCCCCAGACAUGCCGUUUCUACAAGGCACUGCAUUCCAUUCUAGGUGCGGCCGCCACCACUACCCCACCACUGACCGUGGACACUGAGGAUGGGAUAUUGUCGACGGCCGCUUCCUCAGAGAUGUUAGCGGACGGGGAAGAUGAGGAAGGUGAGGAGGAGGACGAGGCAGUCAACAGCGCUUACAACGCUGAUUUCCCAGACAGCCAGGAUCUCUUCAUCACCCUCACAGAGAUCCCCUACCAACCGUCCCCAGGCGUUAACCCAGACCCUGAAUCAGGGGAAGGAUCAGUCGCUGCGAAUGUCUCCCAACCUACCCUGGCAUCCCCCUCCCAGAGGCUGGCGCAGAUUAGGCGGAGAAAGAAAAGGACACGGACGACAUGUUCUCAGAACCUAUGGGCUGCUCCCGAGCCGAUGCGGCCCAGCAGACCCAGUGGAGGGAGAACAUGUCGCAAUACCAGCGAUCACACAGCGAACGGGAGUAGAGGUGGCGGCAGGCAGACCAGCAGGCGACUCAAACGCUGCUUGGACUAAUGAGGGAGCAAACAGGCACGCUCUGGCGCCUUGUGGAUGUUCUGCAGGUCCGGAGGCAGGAGGACAGAGCCCCACUGCAGUCUAUCUCUAACUGCCCUCCCCCGCCACAAACUCCCAUCCCCCCUCACCCAAAGUCCCAAGAAGGAGGGGCGGCAGGGGCCGUGAAAACUGUCACUCCACCCCUGCAGACUGCUCAAGUACCAGAAGGCUCUCAUUCCCAAAAAUUUGAUAAGUCCUUUCCUUCCUGCCUCACCCAAGCCCCCAUCCCAGUUUCAUCCCCUAACUGUG